AUGCCUUCGCUGUCUUCUCGCCGCCUCACACGCAAGUGGUCGGACUGGUUCUCGGAGACUGGCGCAUACAUCCAAGACCAUCUCAACUUUUACCGCGUCCACAUUCUGGUAUUCACGUUCACGCCUCUCAUAUUUUCGGGUAUCCAGUAUGGAGCCAAUGGCAAAUAUCCAGUCGCGUACAUCGACUGCCUAUUCAACUGCGUCAGCGCUAUGUCCGUGUGCGGGCUAGCCUCAAUCGACCUCAGCAGGAUGACAGCAUUCCAGCAAGCGCUCCUGUUCAUCCAAAUGUGUCUAGGCAACCCGGUCCUUGUCUCCUGGGUCAUGGUGUAUAUUCGACGGUCGUUCUUCGCAAAGAAGUUUCAGCACAUCAUGGAAGCGAACAUUGCGCGCGAGAUGUCCGAGAAGACGCAGAGUUCAGUAAAAGUGCGGAUGCUCCCCUGGUGGCGUCGCGCCAUCCGCCGGUUCCUUCCUCGGUCUCGCGAUGUUUCGCGCACGUCGAGCGAGAAUGGCGAGCGCUCUUCGUACGAGCACCGUGGGUCGUCGUUUGCGCGCGUGCGUCCAGAGAUGAUCCGUCGCAUGGACGAUGCGCCGCGGCUGGUCAACCCUAGCGGGUGGAUCAGCGAGGGCCGCUCGGAGCCGCUCACGAUCGAUCCGACAGGAAACAAUGACUUAGUGAGAUCUGCGAUACCUGUACAAUCACCCGCUGGGCCCGCACAGGGGUUAGCGCUUGAUGCCGAACGCAGCUCCGAGUCGGAAGAUAUAGAUGAUGAGGACGACACGUCAAACCGAAGUCCGAUCAUGCCCCGCACGCAGACGGUCGAAUUCGCGCAGACGCCGUUACCUCUACGCGAGGCUCGUUCCCUUGAUCGCGCGCAGAGACAGCACCUCGAAUCAAUCACGCAAGGGCGAAGCUAUACAGGCAACUUCUCCUCCCACUCAGGUCGACGAGGAUCCAUGCGCGGACCCACCCUCUCGUUGCAGCAGAGCAUGAACUCACAGCACUCAGGGCGCCGGUCAAGCAUGCACGUCCCUGCUAUGCACAGCGGCUUCGGAGGUUUCCCGAUGCCACACCAGAUCGCAUCCCGUCUCUUCAGCCGCCUCUUUCCGAAGCUGGAGCACAAGUUGACGCGCACGCUCACGCUCCCUCGGACGCGGACCAUCGCAUCGCAGCACGGGUCGCUUGCACCAGGCGCGCGUGCCGUGUCAUACAUCAGCUUUGAGGCGACCGUCGGGCGAAAUUCGCGCUUCCGGGCGCUCACUCGUGAUCAACAGGAAGAACUCGGCGGCGUGGAAUUCAGGGCGCUCAGUGCGCUGUUGUGGAUUGUCGGCGGUUAUCACAUACUCACACAGUUGUUAGGCUUUAUGGUCAUCUCCUCCUACAUGUCAAUAUCGCGAUGGAGCGACGACUUCAAAAUACCCCAACUCUACAGGGACAUCUCGCCGGUGUGGUUUUCUGCGUUCCAGGCAGUCUCCGCGUAUACGAAUGCGGGCAUGUCUCUGGAGGACGAGUCCAUGGUCCCCUUCCAACGAGCAUACCCCACGAUUCUAGCCAUGAUUUUCCUAAUAUUAGCUGGCAACACAGCAUUCGUAGGUCUCCAGUUCCUUCUCCACGCCACAGAUUGGUUCUUCUUCCUCGUGCUUGACCUUGGAAACUCAGCAGUGACAUCAAUACCCAUCGGUGUCCGCAUCAUCGACGGCUUGCUCCAAGCUGUAGCCGUAAGAGCAGCGGGUUUUAGUGUUGUCACUCUUUCAGACCUUGUACCAGCAGUCAAGGUGUUGUACGUCAUUAUGAUGUACGUUAGCGUCUAUCCGGUUGCAAUGAGCGUACGUUCUACCAAUGUCUACGAAGAAAAGUCACUCGGGGUCUUUGAGGACGAGGACGAGUCGAUUGACGUCGAUGAAACCUUCACCCCGAGUGGCAACCGAAUGACCGUCUGGAGCCGAUACCUUGGCCAGCAUAUGCGCAAACAGCUCUCUUUCGACAUGUGGUGGUUAGGCACCGCGCUGUUCUUGAUAUGCAUCAUCGAGAAAGACAAGCUUCAGGACGACGCCAACGCCACGUGGUUCAACAUCUUCAGAAUCUUGUUCGAGACGGUGUCAGCAUACGGGGGUGUCGGCCUGAGUCUCGGGGUGCCGUAUGACAACUACUCUUUCUGCGGUGCUUUCAAUCCGCUCUCCAAGCUCAUCAUCUGUGCAGUCAUGCUGCGGGGAAGACAUCGCGGCCUGCCCGUCGCCAUCGACAGGGCGGUCAUGCUGCCUAUGGAGUAUCAUCCGGAUUUUCAGAGGUCCAACAUAGACGGCCAAGAGGACCGUUUCGAUUAUCAUCCAGCAUCCCCCAAUGGCAACGCUCGCUCGGACGCCGUGUCCGAGAAGUCGCCGCGGUCGUAUCGGCGAAAUACACCGAUGUCGGCUGGCCAAGAACACGCGCGCGGUGGCACACUAUCGCCCCGUGAGGCUAAUCCACAAAUCGCCAGACUUCAGGACGAAGAGGCAUUGUAG
Postia placenta MAD-698-R-SB12 is the source of this 2499-nucleotide messenger RNA. RefSeq lists its product as hypothetical. Gene Ontology annotation, molecular function: high-affinity potassium ion transmembrane transporter activity. The transcript has 15 exons. Gene Ontology annotation, cellular component: plasma membrane. The record is from RefSeq and is a predicted model, not a curated record. Bases 1 to 2499 code for a protein of 832 amino acids. Gene Ontology annotation, biological process: intracellular potassium ion homeostasis; potassium ion import across plasma membrane. NCBI's taxonomy places the organism in Eukaryota, Fungi, Basidiomycota, Agaricomycetes, Polyporales, Adustoporiaceae.